This is a messenger RNA of Helianthus annuus (common sunflower), 618 nucleotides long. RefSeq lists its product as uncharacterized. Lineage: Eukaryota; Viridiplantae; Streptophyta; Magnoliopsida; Asterales; Asteraceae. The coding region runs from base 1 to 618 and encodes 205 amino acids. The transcript has a single exon. The record is from RefSeq and is a predicted model, not a curated record.
AUGUCGCCCUUUCAAGCAUUAUAUGGCAGACCUGUUCCAGAUGCAAAUCGUUACAUAGCUGGUACAUCGGACACGGCUUCCAUCGAUGCGACUAUGAUGGAGCACGACCGUUUAAGGAAACUACUUACAACAAAUCUGAAACAUGCUCAGCAACGGAUGCUAAGUUUGACAAAGGCCCAACGAUUGGACAAGGAAUUUCAGCUUGGUGAUAUGGCUUUCUUGAGACUGCAUGAUUACAGACAAACCUCAGUGGCCAAUAGGCAAUCAAAGAAGUUAUCACGACGUUUUUAUGGUCCCUUCUGGGUGGUGGAACGCAUCGGGGCAGUAGCGUAUAAACUUGAUUUACCAGCAGACGCACGUAUCCAUCUGGUGUUUCAUGUUUCAUUACUCAAGCAAGCAUUUGGCAGUCCACCUGUUGUUCCAUUACCACAAAUAGAAAGUAACGGAGAUGACGUGUGGAUACCAGAAUCAAUUUUGGACCACCACUGGAAUGCAUCAAAAAUUCAAGUCUUGGUCACUUGGCAAAACAGACUUAUGGAGGAAGCUACAUGGGAGCACAUCGACGAGCUGCUGACACAUUUUCCAGCCUUCACACCUGCUAUUGAUUAUGUUUCAUAG